Molecule: messenger RNA, 3019 nt
Organism: Malania oleifera
Lineage: Eukaryota; Viridiplantae; Streptophyta; Magnoliopsida; Santalales; Ximeniaceae
Product: inactive protein kinase SELMODRAFT_444075-like
Exons: 9
Coding region: 368-2641 (757 amino acids)
Biological process (GO): protein phosphorylation
Molecular function (GO): ATP binding; protein kinase activity
Source: RefSeq, a predicted model, not a curated record
CCCUUCUGCCAUACCUUUCGCUUUCGUCUCCGUCGUCAUCAUCAUGACACCUAUUCUAAAAUCCCUUUUGGCCAUAGUCCCCUGCAAUUAUGCGAAAAAACUAGAUCGCAAUCGCUACAAAACAAACCCAAUUCACCCAGAAUCCCCAUGUUUUCAUUCGCUUACCCCUACCCAUUUCCGCUGCUUCUGCUCUUACCAGCCAAGCUUUCCUCGCCAAAAGGUUUUGUGCCUUCACAUCAUCUUUGUUGGUUUAUGGCAAUAAUGCAACCUCUUUUCUUCUUUCUGCCUCAGAAGAAAGGGUUUUACUCCUGAGGCUUCUUUCAGUUGAAUCAAGCGUUUUGGGGGAUUUUAGACUUUUUGGGUGGGGAUGAUUUUGAAUCUGCAGCAGAAGGGUGAGGAGGUGAGAAAGGAAGCAGAUGGUGUUGAUCAGAGAGUUGUGGUGGUGGCUAUUAAAGCUUCUAAGGAAAUCCCAAGAACCGCCCUGGUUUGGGCUCUCACCCAUGUUGUUCAACCCGGGGAUUGCGUCAAUCUCUUGGUUCUCAUCCCUGCCCAGACCUCCGGUAAAAAACUAUGGGGUUUUCCAAGAUUUACCAGUGAUUGCACCAAUUACAGGAGGUCUCUGUCGGGAACCAGUUCAGAUCAGAAGGAUGAUAUUACAGAUUCAUGCUCCCAAAUGAUGCAUCAACUCCAUGAUUCUUAUGACUCGGACAAGAUAAACGUGAAGAUAAAAAUUGUUUCUGGCUCACCAUGUGGGGCAGUGGCUGCUGAAGCCAAGAAAGCUCAAACAAACUGGGUUGUACUGGAUAAACAACUCAAAAAUGAGGAGAAAAUCUGCAUGGAAGAGCUGCAAUGCAAUGUUGUGGUUAUGAAACGAUCUCAGCCAAAGGUUCUUCGUUUGAACUUGGUUGACUCACCUAAGAUAGAGUCUCAAGUUGCCUGCCACUUACUAUCUGCUUCAGAAUCAUCUGCAAUGCAUCAAAGUAACAAGCAGGAUCUCUUGAACACAAUUCAAGGACUGGCUGUAACUCCAGCCAGCAGCCCAGACCAAGGGACGUUGUUUACUGCAACUGAUGUGGGCACAUCACCAAUGUCAAGCUCCGAUCCAGGGGCAUCACCAGUUUUCAUAUCUAGAGUUAAUGGGGACCUGGAUAGUGAGGGAACAUUAAACAAAAAAGAAAAUAAAAAUCUGGACAAAUCUGAAUCUGGCACAGACGAUGAAAAAUUGAGCCCACGUCUAACAUAUUUUCAGCCAUGGAUGGCAGAUAUUCUUGAUUCUGGUGGUAAAUUCUCUAGGCAUUUAUUAGAACGGUCACAAAACCUAUGCUAUAGAGCUCAAACUUCCACAUCUGAAGCCUUGUUGGAUAAAGGCUCUAAAUGUCACCGGGAAUGUGGAAUUGAACUGCCAAAAUGUAGGCUUGAUCUGGAUUUGAGCAAGAAUGUGAGAGAAGUAAUUUCAUUAUCCAGAAAUGCACCUCCUGUGCCACCUCCAUUAUGUUCGAUAUGUCAACACAAGGCACCUGAAUUUGGAAAGCCUCCAAGAUGGUUCACAUAUGCAGAGUUGGAUCUUGCUACAGGUGGAUUUUCACAAGCUAAUUUCUUGGCCGAAGGUGGAUAUGGCUCUGUACACCGGGGGAUUUUACCAGAUGGCCAGGUCAUUGCUGUCAAACAACACAAAUUGGCUAGUUCUCAAGGUGAUUUAGAGUUCUGUUCUGAAGUAGAAGUCCUGAGCUGCGCACAGCAUCGUAAUGUUGUGACGCUGAUUGGUUUUUGUGUCGAGGACAAAAGGAGGUUGUUGGUUUAUGAAUAUAUUUGCAAUGGAUCUUUGGAUUCUCAUCUUUAUGGGCAUAAUUGUGACCCCUUAGUAUGGUCUGCACGACAAAAAAUUGCUGUUGGUGCAGCUCGAGGGUUAAGAUAUCUUCAUGAAGAAUGCAGAAUGGGUUGUAUUGUGCAUCGUGAUAUGCGGCCAAACAAUAUCCUUGUUACCCAUGAUUUUGAACCAUUGGUUGGGGAUUUUGGACUGGCAAGGUGGCAACCAGAUGGGGACAUGUCUGAGCAAACAAGAGUGAUUGGGACAUUUGGGUAUUUGGCUCCAGAAUAUGCUCAAACUGGUCAAAUUACAGAAAAAGCUGAUGUUUAUUCCUUUGGGGUAGUUCUAGUGGAGCUUGUUACAGGACGGAAAGCUGUGGACAUAAACCAGCCCAGGGGCCAGCACUGCCUUACUGAAUGGGCACGCCCUUUGCUUGAAGAACAUGCCAUUAGUGAACUCAUUGAUCCACACCUAAUGAACUCCUAUUCAGAACAAGAGGUUUAUAACAUGCUGCAUUGUGCGUCUUUGUGCAUUCAACGGGAUCCUCAGUCAAGGCCUCGCAUGUCACAGGUUCUUCGCAUAUUGGAAGGUGACUUUGUCAUCCCAACUGGUUUCUCCUUAACUUCUGGAUGUGAUUGCGGAAAACCCAGUGGAAGAAUGAGGCCAAAACAGCAGCAGCAGCAGCAGCAGCAGCAAUGUCAACAUUACAGUAAUCCAGUUUUGAAGGAGGAAGUAAAAGUUGCAAGUAGGAAGGUCCCUUGCCACACACAGAAGGGCGGUUUGGUCGGGGAGAAAAAGGGUAGGGCGCCCCGUGCGAGGACACAGCUGACAUGAUGUGCUAUCUUCCUUCACUUUAUCCUACCCUUGUUCUUUCAUCCUUUCCUUUUCUUCUCCCUUUGCCUUUUCUAGUACACACAAUAUAUCAUAGAUUUUGGUUGUUUAUAGUUGCAAGAUACAAAAGCGCGAAUUUCUUUUCAUUCCCAAGUAAGGUAGAAAUUGUAAAUGUCAUUUCUCGUCUGAUGUAUUUGUUACCCUGCUACUGAAUUUUGGGAUGGGAUGUAAUGCAAGUCUGCCCUUCUGUUUGGAGUGGUUAGAAACCCCAUGGGCAAAUUGAAACUACCUCUGCUUACUCUUACUGUACUGUACAAUAUGGUCAAGGGCCUAUAAACAAAUCUCUCUACUUGAAGGGAAUUCAUGAUAGUAUUACUCUCA